Molecule: messenger RNA, 1182 nt
Organism: Pimephales promelas (fathead minnow)
Lineage: Eukaryota; Metazoa; Chordata; Actinopteri; Cypriniformes; Leuciscidae
Gene: abhd14b
Product: abhydrolase domain containing 14B
Biological process (GO): positive regulation of transcription by RNA polymerase II
Cellular component (GO): cytoplasm
Molecular function (GO): hydrolase activity
Source: RefSeq, a predicted model, not a curated record
GGUCAGUGUGUCACUCUGGUAAAACUGACAGUCUUCCGGUCCUCGUAGUUUACUUUUGAGUUUCUCUCACUCAUCAUGUGUUCGGUCGAGAUGUCAGAAGGCUCGGUUCGGGUGGAGAUCUGCGGAGAUCAGACGCUGUUCUACCGACAGGCGCUUCCGUCGAGCGGUACCGGUAAACUCUGCGUCCUGUUGCUGCACGGGAUCCGGUUCUCAUCGGAAAACUGGCUGAAGAUCGGGACUCUGGAGACUCUUGCGGCCGCGGGUUACCGAGCUGUGGCGAUAGACCUGCCAGGCCUGGGUCAGUCUAAGGCGGCUCCGGCCCCGGCUCCAGUGGGUCAGCUGGCUCCAGGUGUGUUCCUCAGACAGGUGUGUGAGGGUCUGAACACGGGUCCUGUGGUGGUCAUCAGCCCGUCUCUCAGUGGCAUGUACUCGCUGCCGUUCCUCGUCCAGCACUCGGAGCAGGUCAAGGCCUAUAUCCCUGUAGCUCCUAUCUGUACAGAGAAGAUCUCAGCAGAGCAGUACAGCGGCGUACAGACUCCAGCUCUUAUAGUUUAUGGAGACCAGGACACUCAGCUUGGGGAAGCGUCGCUAAGCAACCUUAGCCAUCUACCCAAUCACAAGGUGGUGGUAAUGAAGGGGGCGGGGCAUCCUUGUUACCUUGAUGAUCCAGAGACCUGGCAUAAGGCAAUCCUCGACUUCCUACAGUUGUUGUGAUCGUAUUAAAAGCCCUAAUACAGUAAAAGUUUAAACAUUAAUUACAUAACCAAUAUGAAGUACAUUUAAUUAUAACUGAAUUAUCGUGUCAGAAACACUCAGUUUUUUGCUAUGCAACUUUGCAUAAUCACAUCUUUUUGUGCUUUUAUUUGCAAAGCUAUUCAUGUGGACGCCUGGCAUUUAAAUCCCGCUCAACAUAGCCUACUUAUGACUACUGUAAUAGUGCAAUUUUUCAACUUUUCUGCUUUUAAAAGACAAAUAAUUAGAAACUGCAACUAAAACCCAAUCAUUAUGUAGUACAGUAUUGUGGUGCCACACGUUAACAUUGGGACCAAAGACAAUGUUUCUGAUGAACCUCUAUAUAACAUGUUGAAUGCACCAGAAAAAUAAACACAACACAAUGCACUGAAGUGAAAAAUAUGAACAUUAUUUAAUAACUGAUUCUCUGUAAUAAACAAUUUGAAAAUA